AUGCCCUGGACUGAGACCCGACCUAUGCAACGCCUUGAUUUUAUCCGUGCCUGCCAUGCAGGCACGGACUCCUUCUCCGCGCUUUGCCGUCUCUUCGGCAUCAGUCGAAAAACCGGCUACAAAUGGCUUCAGCGUUUUGACCCCUCUGACCUGUCAUCUCUCUCUGACCGGUCGCGCGCGCCGCACUCCCACUCCCGGACGGUUCCUGAUGAUAUCGCCGGACAGCUGACGGCCCUGAGGCAAAAACACCCUGACUGGGGCCCCAAAAAACUGCGGAUGUGGCUGCUCAAUCAUCACGUCGAUUUUACCGUCCCCGCUGCCAGCACUAUCGGCGAUAUCCUCAAGCGUGAAGGCCUGGUUCCGGAUAAAAAGCGAAAACGCAGAACCCCGGGCAAUCGCCAGCCCCUGACGACCAUCAGCGAGAACAAUCAGGUCUGGAGCGCUGAUUUUAAAGGCAAGUUCAGGCUGCUGAGCCGGGAAUACUGUCAUCCUUUCACCCUGACCGACAAUCACAGCCGGUAUCUUCUGAGCUGCCGGGGAACGGACCGGGAGAGCGAGCCCUUCGUCAGACAGUGCCUGACGGAUGCGUUCCUGGAAUACGGUCUGCCGGAAGUGCUCAGAACCGAUAACGGUCAGCCCUUCGCGGGAACAGGGAUAGCCGGGUUAAGUCGUCUUGCCGUCUGGCUAAUCAAGCUGGGCAUCAGGCCUGAGCGUAUCAGAAAGGGUCAUCCGGAAGAAAACGGCCGCCAUGAGCGAAUGCACCGCUCCCUGAAAAGUGCGGUGAAACAGGGCAACACCUUCAUGACGAUGGAAGAACAACAGCGGUGGUUCAGUGACUACCGGGAAGAAUUUAACUACGAAAGGCCGCAUGAAGCCCUGGCGGGUGCAACGCCCGGAACGGUCUGGCAACCCUCGAACCGACACUGGGAUGGCCGUGUUCCUGAAUAUGCUUAUCCGGAAGGAGGUACGGUCUACAGGGUGAAAUCGAGGGGGACACUCUAUAUGGGGAAAAAGGGGACGGUGUUCCUGAGUGAAGCACUGACUGGCGAAUACAUCAUGCUGGAAGAACAGGAUGAUGGCCUGGAGGCCAUCAUCUUUAAUGGGAUAACGCUUGCGUACUACGACCGAAAAACCGAGAGUGUGCUCCGGAUAGACUGA
Molecule: messenger RNA, 1158 nt
Organism: Plasmopara halstedii
Lineage: Eukaryota; Oomycota; Peronosporomycetes; Peronosporales; Peronosporaceae
Product: ishne2 integrase
Exons: 1
Coding region: 1-1158 (385 amino acids)
Biological process (GO): DNA integration
Molecular function (GO): nucleic acid binding
Source: RefSeq, a predicted model, not a curated record